AUGACACAUUUAAUGGACUUACCAAAACGUUUCCAAUUGAGAACGGCUGCUGUUCUUGUAUCGGAGCCGCAACUGGAACAGGCCCUAAAAUUAUUAAUAAAACAGUUGACAUCAGAUCAAAAGCAGAACGUCACUACAAAAGCUCAAAACUUAAUUCAAACUAUUUUAAAUAUGCAAAAAUUCAAACUUUAA
This is a messenger RNA of Clunio marinus, 192 nucleotides long. The record is from the annotation of a GenBank genome assembly. Lineage: Eukaryota; Metazoa; Arthropoda; Insecta; Diptera; Chironomidae.